AUGAACGACUCUCUUAUGGAUGAUGUGAAUUCUGCUCAAGAAGAUUGUGUUAUAUUUCAUAAGAGCUCCCCGGACCCAUCGAACAAUAUAUUAACAAUAGUAUUCUUUUCUUGUGUCUAUUCCAUCAUAUUCAUCCUCGGCCUAGCCGGAAACUUUUUCAUCAUCUUCGUCACGAUGAAAUACCGAAAUAUGCAGACCGUUCAAAACAUUUUCAUCCUCAACUUGGCGGCCAGUGAUAUUGUUAUCUGUUUGAUAUCAUUGCCAAUAACCCCCGUUACCAACAUUUAUAAAAACUGGUAUUUUGGCGCGUUGAUGUGCCGGAUGAUUCCAUGGGUACAAGGUGUUUCAAUAUUUAUUUGCACAUUUUCGCUGGGUGCCAUCGCCGUCGAUCGAUAUAUACUUGUGGUGCGUCCCCAUACACCGCCGAUAACCAAGAGGGGUGCCAUGUUUUUGACGGGAAUUUUAUGGAGCGUGUCAAUUAUUGUAACUUAUCCAUAUGCAUAUUAUAUGAAGGAGGAGAGUAUUCCUGCUGAUGACGAAAAUUUGAUCCCGAUGUGUGGCCAGUUCUGCACGGAAGAAUGGCCAAAUCCAUAUACACGACGAGCCUAUACAUUAGUUGUUAUGAUCGGUCAAUUUGUCGUGCCAUUCCUCCUGAUGGCUUUUUGCUAUACAACAAUCUUCUCAAAGCUAAGGAAUAGGACAAAGGUUCGUCUCCGCAAGAUGGACGCUCGCUCGGUGGCGCUGGAGAGCAGUUGUGUCAUCAAUCACGAAGAAAAGCAGACUGACCAGGCAAAGCACACUUUUUUGGAGGAAUCGCAACACGAAAAACGUGUCGACCGUCCAGUUCUUUCCAAAAACUUCCUCGACCAACAAGGCAAAGAUCGACAACGAAUCCUAAUGCAAUCAAAACGCACAACAAAUAUCCUUGUAGCAAUGGUAGUAAUCUUUGGCCUUACAUGGCUACCCCACAAUGUCGUCUCACUAUUAAUAGAAUAUGACGAAACACAAAAAUUCUUUCAUCUCUAUGGCAGGGACGACCUUGAUAUAUCCUAUUUACUCAAUUUAUUCACUCAUAGUUUUGCGAUGACAAACAACGUCGCGAAUCCUGUCCUCUAUGCUUGGCUGAAUCCAAAAUUCAGAGAUUAUGUAAUAAGGGCAAUCACUGGGCAAAGGCAGCAAAGCACCAGGGUAAUUUCGCAUCAAGGCUCCCGCACGGCCCCGCCAACAUCAACCACCGGCGUCGAGCGCCCCUCAAAAACACCAAAAAAGAAAAUUCUCCAGUUCUCCGGGUUCACGGCGACGAAUUCGAUGCUGAAGAAAUUGAUCGAGAACAAGAAAUCGUCGAUUCAAGAGAACGGGCAGACAGCAUUGGGGACGGCUAGUGCUUAUGAGGCUGUCGAAUUUGGGGAGAACGAUGUGUUCGUA
Molecule: messenger RNA, 1425 nt
Organism: Mesorhabditis spiculigera
Lineage: Eukaryota; Metazoa; Nematoda; Chromadorea; Rhabditida; Rhabditidae
Source: the annotation of a GenBank genome assembly